Cyprinodon variegatus (sheepshead minnow) is the source of this 1277-nucleotide messenger RNA. Its product is annotated as androgen-dependent TFPI-regulating protein-like. Gene Ontology annotation, cellular component: endomembrane system; membrane. The record is from RefSeq and is a predicted model, not a curated record. Lineage: Eukaryota; Metazoa; Chordata; Actinopteri; Cyprinodontiformes; Cyprinodontidae. Bases 525 to 1277 code for a protein of 250 amino acids. The transcript has 5 exons.
CAUUGGAUUAAUUUUAUUGUUUCAAAUUUUCCAGUAUAACCAAUCGUGUUAACAUCUGACUGUCAUUAAUUUUCUGCUUUCGGUUUGAUUAUAAGAUCAACAAACUUUAGUUUAGUAAACCCAGUUCCCCUGCAGUUAUACUGAAUGUGGGUCUUAAAAGGGAAUUAGGAAUAGAAAAGAGACUUGCUGUUCUUGAUGGUUCUUCUCUUGUGAAACAGAUUAGGCUCCCAGAUUGAAUAAAUUCACCAUUGAGUCACAUGGCACAGAGGGUUUGAUUAUGAAAGAAUAUAUCUUACGUUUCAUAACAAACAGAGGGCCUCUUGUCUAAAAAUGUCACUUAGGGUCCGCUGCUCCCCAACGCUUUAAUAAGCUUGGACUGAUUCACACUAAUCUAUAAAGACCUGCACUGCCUGAAAUACCUCACAUCUGAAGGGAAUACUUGGGCUCGUUUAGUGAAUAGUUUUUCCAGAGUUUUUAAUUUAUUUGUGUCAAUUAUUAAAUAUAAUUCAGUAUAAGCUUUAAAAAUGAUUGCAACCCUGAGAGGAGCAUUCCACAUCACAGCGUUCGGUUGGUACGCUUUUGUUGUCAAUUAUCUGGCAGCAAAGGAUGGGGAGGAAUUACCUAAAGGAAUUUUUGUCUAUGGGGGACCAUGGAAGUACCUUACUUUUUUAAACCUGCUGCUUCAAAUGACGUUCUUUGGACUGGCAGCAGUGAAUGAUCUCCAACCAGGCAAGAAGGCAAAAAGUGUUUUGAACAGAUGGAAAGACCUCCUUUUCUCUGUCUUUGCAUUCCCUGUAGGGAUGUUUGUGGUUCUGCUUUUCUGGACAAUCUUUGCCUAUGACAGAGAAUUAGUCUACCCGGCAACCAUCGACGCCUUCUUCCCUCCUUGGAUAAACCACGCCAUGCAUACGUUUGUCCUUCCUGUUUUACUUGGAGAAGUGUUGGUGCAGCCUCACACGUACCCACAGAUGAAACAUGCGCUGGCAGCAUUGUUAGUUGUGGGCUUGGCCUAUUUAUCCUGGAUUGUGUGGGUGUAUCUGACAGUGGGGGUUUGGGUGUAUCCCCUCCUCGGACACUUCAGUGCUGCUGGUCUGCUGGGCUUCUUCUUCUUCAACAUGACUGUGGUGACUCUGCUCUAUGUGCUCGGGGACCGGCUCAACAGCCACGUUUGGAGUGAGACACGUUUAUCACCACUGUUCAGUCUCUAUUGUGUCACGUUCUCUUUUAUAUUUCUCCCUUUUGUUUUCUUCAUUCCAGAACAGGACAAAGCAGAGUGA